Messenger RNA from Mya arenaria, 9187 nucleotides. RefSeq lists its product as uncharacterized. Gene Ontology annotation, cellular component: nucleus. The transcript has 8 exons. NCBI's taxonomy places the organism in Eukaryota, Metazoa, Mollusca, Bivalvia, Myida, Myidae. The record is from RefSeq and is a predicted model, not a curated record. Gene Ontology annotation, molecular function: DNA-binding transcription factor activity, RNA polymerase II-specific; RNA polymerase II cis-regulatory region sequence-specific DNA binding. The coding region runs from base 247 to 4959 and encodes 1570 amino acids. Gene Ontology annotation, biological process: regulation of transcription by RNA polymerase II; central nervous system development.
AGGGGAAGUAAUUCCCGGAAUAUUUUGAAAACGGGAACAAAGAAAUGUGUAUUGAAAUGUAAACUUUCGAAAAUAUAUACAAUUAAAAAACUGAAAGAGACUGUUAUGUGGUUGACAGAAGAAGAUACGUUAUUAACUGAGGCCUGUGUUGAGCGAAGAUGAACCAUUUGUCUUCAAGUGGACUCUGCCUUUGACAUCCUAAAUAUUCCGAGGGAAGAACUGGCUGCCAACCAAGCUACCUUCAAAAUGGCUGCCAAGCGACCUCUGACCAAUGACCCGAUUUAUCCUCCUAAAAAGAGAGCACUAUAUGAACAUAAACUGCUGCAUGGCAUAGAAAACUUCGCACUUAACACCGUCACCAACAACACAGGCCUGGUGAAGACAGCUAGUAACCAUGACAAUCGGGAGACACGUUACCUUGGCAACAAAGACAAUGUGGAGUGUCGCGGAGGGAUGUGGGGCUUCAACUUUGUGGACGGUUUUCCCCGACCCCGCAGUGACUCCCUCCAGUCUGUACAGUCUCUAGGCAGUGAGCGUGGGGAGACUGUUUCCAUGACCACCAUCCCCAGGGACACUUCUCCCGUGGAUACGCCCGGGCCCUUUGACCACCACACCCCAGAACGCCUCCCGAUGUCAUCAUACAGCAGCUACAAUCCUCUAAUCUCCAAACCUCUGUUUCCCCAGUCUGACAGUGAUCACUCUACGCCAGGAGAAAACAGUCCGGACAAUAGUCCUAUUAUGAUGGACAAUACCCACAGACAGAAAACAGAGGGCAAUCGUACUGAAAGUAAUGAGAACCCUCUAAGUGAUAGAAUACCACAUGAGAUUACAGGCCCAGCUGCAGUUAUAGGGUCUGGUGAUAUGGCAAUGAUGUCACAGGCUUACACAGGGCAGGGUCGUGCUGAUACUACUGAACAACCAGAGCUCAACAAGAUGGGGAUAAACAGAAGGCAGGGGGAUACAGUUGAACAGCCUGGGGAGACAAGCAUGGGGCCCCUGGUGUCGCUGAUUGACAGGUUUAACGCUGUGGCUCCGCCUAAAAGCAAAGUUAGGCAGGAGAGUGAUAGUUUUGUUUCGGAUGGGAAAAAAAUUAGCAAUACACUCAAUAACAUUCCUGGUCAGUCUGACAUUAAUGUGAACACAAGCCUUAAACUGCAGAAUCAUAUUGCAGGUAAAGAAAACAUUGAAAAUCCGACAAAUGUGAUCAGCGCUUCCAGUAAAAACAUUCCUACCAAACCUCUUAAUGAGAAUUUUUACAAGUGUUCGGAGUGCGUGAAGACAUUUUCGUCCGUAAGUCAAUUAAACAGACAUCUGUUGAUGCAUGAGGAUCGAGCUCUGUCCUGCUGGAUCUGUGGUCAGGAGUUUACAGGUUCAGACAAGCUAGUCUGCCAUAUGCGGACCAUCCACAAGGGAGCUAACCCCUACAAGUGUCCCCACUGCUCCCGGGAAUUUGGCCAGUAUAACAAUCUGCGACGUCACCUCCGUGUGCAUCGAGAUAAACAAUUUAAGUGUCAGCUGUGUGAGCGCGAGUUCAAUGAAGAGUUUUACCUGAAGAUGCACAUGGCCACACACACAGGGCAGCGCGUGUACAGCUGCGGGGUGUGUGGGACGGGCUUCCCUUCCAGCCACGAGUUGAAGAUCCAUGUGAAGACCCACUCCCCAUCCCAGCUCCACACAUGUGACGUGUGCGGGAAGUCAUUCAGCAAGGCGUGUGUCCUACGCCAACACAAGAAGGGGCACAGCGGAGACAGGCCUCACAAAUGUGAUAGCUGCCCCAAGACGUUUAUCCACCGUCACCAUCUGACGAUGCACCAGCGUUCACAUACGGUGUGUAAACAGUAUGCAUGCACGGUGUGUGGCCGGGAGUUUGCCCAGAGCAGCCACCUCUACAAACACCUCAGAUGUCAUGAACAGGAGAAGGAGAAUGUGGCACCCGCAGUGAACAGUCAAGUCCAGUCCCAAGGUCGAAGGUCAUACAGCGGGCAGGUGACAGGGCCAAGAGACAGGGAGACAGACAAUGGGAGGGUCCGUGGGGCUGAAAGAGGGGCCACAAGAAGUGACACCGGCGAGGGACAUGUUGGGGCAUUCCGGGCAAACUUGAUGGGCGAUCAACUUGGUCAGCUUGGUGGUGAAAGUGCUAGUAAAACAGAGACAGACAAUACAAACAGCCUGCAGUCGAGGCAGAUGGAGUUUCUAAAGCACACUGGUGGCUGGAUCGUCAGGCAGCCAAAGGAAAGGGAGACAACAAGAGGAAACUUGGACAUAGUGAGAAACACGUCAAAAGCCUCUGUUGAGAAAGAUGAUUGUUCCAAAGUGACUGAAGUUAGCAAUGUGCCAUUCACUCCACAGAACCUGAAUUCAAGAGCAAAUGACUCUAGAAGUUCUGAUCUGCGACCCUUGCCCUCCAUCAACCAGACUUUUGGGUUACCUCCCCUGAAGAAAUGUUUCCCAGCAGCCUUUCCUGAAAAUCCUGCGCCAUACAGCCUCACUUCAAAACCAGCCCCAUAUAGUGCACCUUCCAGUGAACAGAGUGGCUUCAUGUACACAUCUGCAUACGCCACUAAACCAGUGUUGCAUGGAGGUCUAGGAUCAAACCCAGCCAUGUUGAACUUUGAGAACAUGUAUCAGGCAUACUCCUCACAAGUGCAGGCGUACUACAGCCAGCUGUUUAUGAUGAACUACAUGUCCCAGGGAGGCCAGUCUGCAGGGUACACUUACUCCACCCACCUGGGCCAACCUGGAUAUGAAAAACCAUUGCCCUCCUCCCAGUGUAGAGCUGAAAAACCAUUGAGUGCCCCUCUGGAGGGAGAACCAGUCAAAAGAAGCCGAGUUAGAAAUGUAAGCCAGUCUAUCCACAGUACGGCUGUUGCUGUAAAUGAUGUUGUUGAAAGAAACGAAAAAACGGGAAAUGUUCAAAAAACAUGGUCAUGUGGUACGAAUAACAGUCAAAGUGCAGAUAAGCCUGUGGCUGUUGUUGGAGAGCCUAAGAAGGUGUUGUCUGAGUCAGAAGUGAAACUGAUCAGAAACAGUUCAUCAAGGUCAAACAGCAGUAAAUUGAGUCCAACAUAUCCCUGGUCAAACAGCAGUAAAUGUGUGAGUCCUAAAUCCCCUUGGUCACAUAGCAAGAACUUGUCAUCAAGUGUUCCGCCAAGGACUGAAGAAAACACGAGAAAUGAAAUUGCCCAUGAGCUGUUGAAAAUGUCCACUGGCAUGAGUCAUGUUUCGAGUGAACAGUCUGCAGUAUCCACAUGUAUAUCAAACCAAAGCAAAAAGAAUGCCAAAAAUGAUGAAAACCAAAGACUUACUGACAUUUUCAAUUCUAAAAGUAAGGACAUGGUGUCUGGAAGAUUCACUGCAAGCAAACAUUUGUUGAAGUUAUACAAGUCCCUACCAGAGCCGGGUAAAGGAUUAGAGAGACUGCAGGAGAAUAUAAAAGUGGAAUCUGAUGACAAAGCUGCUCUGGAGCUGAACAAUAUGAUAGUUAAUGACAUGGAGAGUGAAGGGGAUGAUGAGGUGAAUAACAAGAGUGGGAACACAAGUAAUGGGACUGGUAACUGUGUUGACAAAGAUGUUCCUGAAUAUGUUGGAAGUGAUGGUCGAGUUGCAUGUGGUCAAGAAAGAGGUGAAACUGAGAAUGUUGUCAACAUGGAAGACAAUGAAAAAGUGAAAAGAGUUGGUAUAGACCUAGGAAUGCCUGCAAAUGACUCUGAUAUUGACACAAAUGGUGAAAUUAAUGAAACUGGCAACUAUUUUGUUGAAAAAAUGGGUGAUUUGGAAAAAUUAUCUGAACAAGAAGAUUGGAAAGAAGUUUCAGACAGUAGGGUGUAUUACUAUGAUGAAAGUUUGGAGGAUAAAGUGCUGGAAAUUGAUGUGGAACUGAACUCUAGUGACAACAGCGGUGAUGCUAGUUACACCAAUGAUUGUUCAAGUUAUGACACUGGUAGAGGUGAGCAGAAUGAGAUUAAGAAAGAAGAGUGCAAUUCAAAAUCUCAUGAAUCUUACUUGGAAACUGAAGCUCAAACCAGUGAGAUGGUCAGAAGUCAGAAACAGAAACAUGAGGAUAAGUGCCAGUCUGGAGGCAUUGAAAGUCGCUCUAGUGGAAAGAACCAUGGAGAAAUGAGAGAUGAAGAGAAAACACAAAAAAUGAAUGUAAGUAAAGCUGUUGGUGAGGUGUUAAAUGAAAACUGUGUAAAUGUUGCUAAAAGUGUACAUUCUAAACAUGUCUGGUCAAAUAUGGCAAAAAAUGAAUAUGGCUUGUCCAAUGAGAAUAUGGAUAAUGUGGUUCUAGAUCUGUCUUUUAGUGGAAUGGCCCGCGAGAUGUCGGGUAUAAACUGUGACCGUGAGAUGGGCAAAAACCAAAGUAAUUUAAAUGUAGCUAAUGUAAGUAACAGAAUUGUGAAAAGUUUGGUUAGAAGGAACUCUGAACCUACGGAAAACAAAGAAAAUGUGCUUAAUGACUGUACCAUUAAGUUAGAUAAGAGACAAAGUCCGCGGAAAUCUGUGUUAGGGAAAAACAAUAGUCUCUAUCUGAGUGGAAAUAUCCAGGGAAAUAUGACUGUUGGCAAAUCUCCGAGAGCAGUGUUAGCUUCUAGAACUGUUGGCAGUAAAGAAAAUAGCCCGAAAGAAAAUAGUCGCCAAAAUCCUUACACCUGUGAUGUUUGUGAUCGUUCGUUUGCACAGCGGCAUCAUCUUAAGCGCCACAAAAUGUCUCACAACGAGAAAACUUACUCAUGUUCCAUUUGUAACAGGACGUUUAAGGAGGAGUUCUAUCUUCAAAUGCACGCACGUGUCCACACAAGGCAGGUCGGGGGCGUGUGCGACAUCUGUGAGGAGACAGUUGCAGAGGAUGACGCCUGGGACCACCUGCAAAGACACUAUGGUAACAUGGCUGACAACCCAACAUUUGUCGAGAUAGGGGCACGCGUGCAGCAGAUACGCACCGCGCGGGAAAACUGCUGAAUGCUGGGGUCAGAAGGAGCUUGUUUCCACAUGUGAAUUAUUUUUGUCAUUAUGAUAAUAUACACACAUAUACAUUUCAUUUUAGAUUUUUUUUUUGUUACUUUGUUACUCUUUUGAUGGACCAGAUGAUGUAGUUUUUUGUAUAUUUUGUCAUAAUGUUAAGCUUUUGAAUGAUUUGUAACAUUAAAUAGUCUUACAGUCAGGAAAGAUAACUCUUACAGUCAGGAAAGAUAACUCUUACAGUCAGGAAAGAUAACUUUUACAGUCAGGAAAGAUAACUCUUACAGUCAGGAAAGAUAACUCUUACAGUCAGGAAAGAUAACUUUUACAGUCAGGAAAGAUAACUCUUACAGUCAGGAAAGAUAACUUUGAACAGUUUUGAAGAAAUUUGUCGAUUUAAAAUUAACAUGUAUUCAAUUUUAUACUUAAGAAUCUCAAAUUGUAGGAGAGAGGUAAUAAUAUGAAAUCAAUCCUUACAUGUAAUAUUAUGUAUGGUAAUUAAAGUAUGUUAUGUUCAAUGUAUUUUCAUGAAAUAAAUAAUGCUUUAACUAUAUUUAAAGCAUUACAUAUGUUUACGAUAUUUUAAAUGCGUUAAUUGAAGUUACUCCUGCAAGGUAAACUUACUAAACGAAAUUUAUCAUUCAAUCUGUUUGAUGUAAGGGUCGGUGGCUGUUACCGAUGCUGACAGCUCUUGUUUGAUGUAAGGGUCGGUGGCUGUUACCGAUGCUGACAGCUCUUGUUUGAUGCUUUUAUUAUGGCAGCUAUUCGAGGGGUUAACGCAAGAAUGUUAUAUCUGAAUUUUAUUUAAUGUCACUCAGCAUGUUUUUGCUCUUCCCCCUCCCAGAAUUCUCGGUUAUUGUCAGUUUUGUCUCUUAAUUUAUUUUUUAUGUAUAAGUCAUACAGUUUAUAUUUUCAUAUUUCUUGUGUCAUCAUCAUUUUAUGAAAAGGGAACCUCUAAUCAAUGAUUAUAUCAUAAGAUCACUUUUUUGAAAAGAUGUAUAAUCUAAUUUAUUAAAUAAAAGAAUUUCAAGACUGUUUUAAGGUAGUUUGAAUAAUUUGAAAGUAAACUUGCAGAUUAAUAAGUGGUUUUAACAACAUUUUAAAUUAAAAUUCACAAUCAAUUUUUUUGAGGUACACUGGUUGAUAAAGAGUUUCCUUAAGCUGAAUCACAUCACACCCAAAACACAACCCAACCAAACCCCACCAAGCUGAAUCACAUCACACCCAAAACACAACCCAACCAAACCCCACCAAGCUGAAUCACAUCACACCCAAAACACAACCCAACCAAACCCCACCAAAGCAAACACAUCCAAUCACUACCUCACCAAACACAUCCAAACAAAUAAAAACCAAACGCAUCAAAACACAACUCAACCAAACACAUCCAAACACCACCCAUCCAAACACAUCCAAACACCACCCAUCCAAACACAUCCAAACACCACCCAUCCAAACACAUCCAAACACCACCCAUCCAAACACAUCCAAACACCACCCAUCCAAACACAUCCAAACACCACCCAUCCAAACACAUCCAAACUUAAUACAUCCCAACCAAACACAUCCAAACCAAACACAUCCAAACACCACCCAACCAAACACAUCCAAACCAAACACAUCCAAACACCACCCAUCCAAACACAUCCAAACUUAAUACAUCCCAACCAAACACAUCCAAACCAAACAAAAACAAACACAUCCAAACUCCAGCCAACCAAACACCACCAACCCAUAAGGCAUCCAAACCCAAAACCACCUUACAAACUAAUCCCAACCAAAAAUAUCCAAACCAAACACAUCCACACCAAACACACAUCCACACCAAACACAUCCACACCAAACACACAUCCCAACCAAACACAUCCACACCAAACACACAUCCAAACACAUAUCCCAACCAAACACAUAUCCCAACCAAACACAUAUCCCAACCAAACACAUCCACACCAAACACACAUCCAACUUCAUCUUAACAAAACACACUUCCCAACAAAAAACACAUCCAAAUACAUCCCAGCCCCCCCCCCCCCCCCCAACAACAACCUUACACAACCCAUACAGUAAUUGCUAGUCAGGUGUUUAUAUGAUCAUCAUUUUAAGGUAGGGCUUUAUUAUACAAGGCUAGUCAAUGUUUUCAUGUCCUAUAUAUCACUAACGAAUCAUUCCUUUAUUGAUCUCUUAUGUUUGAAGUGCUUUAUUUUAUUAUUGAAUUGUCUGUGUCUUAAUCUUGAAGCACAGGUCAUUUUGGGUAGAAAUGUAUGGAGGUCCAUUCAGUUUUGCCAGGACCUUUUGCCAUAUUUAUUUAGUAUUGACAAUCAUAAAAAAAGUGAUUGAAGCUUAAAAUUUUGUUAAAUUACAGUUCAAAAUCAUGACAAAAUUAAAACCUGUCUUUAAUGAGAUAUAAAGUCCUUUGAUUUUGUUGUUGUCGUUUUUUAAAGAAUGAAAGAAGAGGGGAUUGUCCAUACCAUUGAGCAAUUGGCAGUGGUAGUGGCAGUGGCAUUGUGCUUAAUCUUAAAUAUUGGCAAAAGCAUUGGUGGCACAGUACGUAUUGCCAUAGAAAAUAAGCAGAUUUAAAGCUAGGCCAAUAACCCUGACUUUCUUUAAAUGUUGAGUUAUGACACUUGUUUGACUAAAAAUGAACAGAUGAGCGUUGCUGCUGUUGAUUUAACUUAUAAUUACUUUCUACUUGUGCAUGUGUGAGUGUGGGCAAGUUUGCAUGAAGAUCUCUUGCCUCACUGAAAUGUAAUUGUUAGUGUUGUUAAAUAUAUAUUCAACUCAACAUGUUGUUGACUGUAAAUAUUGCUGUUCAUCCAUUUACUCUAGCCAGCAUGCGUUUUAUGGUGGCUCACCUUUUUGUAAAUAUGUACAUUUAUUUUUCACACUCAUAAAAGUUUUUUCAAGAUUCAUGGCACAUUUUAUUGACAGGCGAGAAAGUUCUGCAUUGUUUUCUUGUUGUAUGUAUGGCUUGUUUACGACCAGGGCUGGCAUUCAUAAAACAUCUUAAGAUAUUUCCUUACUUAAAGCUGCACUCACACAGAUUGGCAAUUUUUUAUGUGAUUGUCUUUGAAUGAGCCAAUUUUUGCGUAAAUGUCUGGAAACCAGAUAUAUAAUACUGCUGACACAUGUGUGAGAUUGCAGCAUUAAAUCACUUUCUUACGUUAAGUAUUUCAGGAGUCAUAUGCGUUAAAAUGUUUUUCUGAAAUACUUGAUGUUCUUUAUUGAAUAUACAUACUUUUAUGUCUAAAACACUUACACUUCUGUUUUCAUUCGACUAUGAACAUUUUAGGAAAUUGUCUUAAGUCAGGACAUGACUUCAGAUGUUUUAUGGGUACCGGCCUGUGUCUUACUCUAUUUAUGGGUACCGGCCUGUGUCUUACUCUAUUUGUUUUAUGGGUACCGGCCGGUGUCUUACUUUUUUUGUUUUAUGGGUACCGGCCGGUGUCUUACUCUAUUUGUCUUAUGCCAGUUUUUUUUUACUUUGUGUUUGCUAAUGUUUCCACCUCAUCAAUAAUGUGUAAUAAGCAGUUAUGCAGGUACAUAAAUAUACAUUGUGUAAAUAAAUAUAAGCCAAUGGUUUAGCUAUUGUGCCAGACGUUAACAUUGGUUUCUUGUUAAUGCUUCGUUUAGGUUCAUGUUCAUGUUAUAUGUAAAACAACAUUAUAGAUACACUCUAUUACUAUAUCAAUUGUGAAAUCACUUACCAUUGACAAAUGUAUCUUUAAUACUCAUUGUUGAUCAUAAUAAUAAACUAAUAAUAAAAAAGACAUGACAAAAUUUGUGACCGAAUCUCUUAAAAGUAAUUGUCAUAUGGAUUAUCUUCUCAUUUGUUGCCAAGUAUAAAUAAAUUUCUCAAUACCCAGCAGUUGCAAUUAUCGGCUUGUGAGGUAUUUUCUCAGCUUGAUUGACAUCGGCAGCGUUGUUGAUGUAUAAUCAUAGCUGUGGUAGCAUAAGCAGUGGAAAUGUUAUUCAAGAUGAAAACUGGUACACCUGUCGCCAGAGAUUAUUCAGACACUGGGCUUGAGUUAUUAUUUUGCUCCCUAUGCCAUGUAAGUAGACGGGUGUUGGCCUCGCUUCUCAGUACACUUGUUUCCAUGUGUCCUCUUAAAAUCACUCCAUACACUACAACCAGCUACAACUAUCAUUUGGUAUAUGAAAUGUUUAGUUGUUUCUACUUGUCAUUUUUCAGUCUUUUUUUACCAGUUUUUACAUAUUGUUGUUUAUAAAA